This is a messenger RNA of Vitrella brassicaformis, 2764 nucleotides long. Lineage: Eukaryota; Vitrellaceae. The record is from the annotation of a GenBank genome assembly.
GCCCGUUCGUGUGAAUUGGUCUUCUGGUUGUUGAUGGGGUUGAAGAAACGAUGAAAUGAGCAUCCAAAAAGAGCGACAAAUACCACACGUCACUCAACCAUCCUCUCGACUCGACCCGACCGAUUCGAUUCGACGCUCCCUCCCUUGCUACAAAAUCACAUCAGUCACUGUCCCCCAUCCCAUCUCUCCUGUCCUGUCCUAGCUGUACAUGUGUCUUGACAUAUGUGAUGCAUCCAUGCGUGGAUGGGAUGGGGGUGGGUGGGCAGAUCACAUGAUGGCGCAGCACUUGGGUCUCCGCUCCUGCAGGUGCGUGGCCAGCGUCUGCCGGGUGCGGGGGUUGGACGCCACCUGAGGGAGGCGCACACAAAACAAACACACGACACACAAAGAACAGGACAGAGAGAAAGGGAUACAUUGUAGAGAAGGCGCAUCUCAUUCGCCCUCCCUCCCUCCAUAAACGCCUGUCUGUCUGGCCCAGUCCAUCAUCCAUCAGUUAGUCCAACAGACUCAAUGGGUUUCUUUCACCGCCUCCAUCCAUUCAAGAGUGAGGCGUCCACUAAUACAUGCGAAUAAGUCAGUCAUCCUUGCUGGACCUGACCUCAGAUAUCUGACUGCUCUCCCUCUCCCCUCUCACUCACUCAGUGACUUAUAUACUUACCGCCAUUGCCUUGUGCAGUGCCGCCAGGGGGUGCUGCGCCGCCUUGAUCAGCUCCUCCACACAGUCGCCAUGGCCCCAACGCGCUGCACACUGCAGAGGCAACUCGGACGGCUCGCCGGGCUGACACGAAGACACACACAGAGGCCACACAGAGAGAUGUGAGGGUCCGCGGAUGGAUUGAUGGAUGUAUGGAUGGGCGGUCGGUGUCUGUCUGAUUGUGGCGCUUACAGCUGUGGAUGGCAGCAGGGGGUCUGCGCCGUGCUCCAGCAACACUCGACACAUCUCAGUGUCGCCAUUCUGAGAAGGCCAGCCAUCACACACAGACACACACAAGCACUGCUAUCCACCGAUCACUUCUGGCCCCCCUUUGUUUGUGUAUCAGUCAGUGUCCUCCCUCACCUGUGCUGCCACGUACAGCUGCGUGUAGCCGUGGGGGCUGUAGGCAUUGACGGUCGACUGGUGACUCGUUCCCUGUGGGCCCCAUGCAACACACACAACACAACACAUACACACGCAGGAGCAAUGCAUUCAUUAUCCGCUGUGGGAUGGAUUGUCGUUUCUUCCCUUCUCGCGUGUGCGUACGUACGUCGAAUAUUGCCCGUUUUGGGUCCUUCUUGUACUCCUCCGUCCACUCACCCACCACGCCCUUAGUCGUCUGCAGGCAGAUCGGCAGGCAGGCAGGGAUAGAGGGAGAGAGGGGGGCAGAUAGAAAGGAAAAACCGAUAUGCACCUCAUGUAUCUCAUCCAUCGCACACACACCACACACCCGGCUUGGCUUUCAUUUGUAUGCCUACCGCUUUAAAAAGACGUUCGCGCUGCCUGUGAUCCUUCAGCGCCUCCUCAAAUGGCGUCUGAACACACACAGAUAGAUACACACACACACACACACGUGGAGGUGUGUGCAAAUCUGAAAAAUCUGGUUGUGUGUGUACCGACCGCAUCUCCGCCCACCUCUUCUCUCUUUUGCUCACCUGCGUUGGCUGUUUGUAGUUGUCGAUGGUGAGGUAGGUCGCCUGCCGGGAAAAGCCGCACUUCUCCGUCUGCUUGUCAAUGUCACCCUAACCACACACACACACACGUACGUCAGAUCACAGGCACACACACGCAUAACGGCUGGCACCCACCAGGUCCUCGACGAUUUGCGUCUCUGGCCUCAUGAGCCUGCCGACGACCAGCAGUGCCACUCGCAGCUGCCGCCACCGCCGGUUGGCCGACGUCGUGGCCUCAGACAUGCACCGAAACAGACGCGGAGUCUGUCCGCUCCCACUGGGGAUCAGAGGACUCUUGUCCGGGUCAACCUGACAGACAAAUGGACGACACACGACAUGAGGACAACACCAUGCCACCAGGCCGAACGGACAAUUGUCAUCGGUGUGUCAGCCAGCAGCUUAGCUUACAUCCGAUCUGUCAGCGGGCACUGCGUACUUGAUGCCCGUCCCGUCAGCGGCCCGUUCAUCCCGCGCCACAAUCCCGUAGUCGACGCUCUUUCUCCCCUUCCCAUGACCAUUAUGAUUAUGAUUAUGGUAGUGGCCGUUGGCGCACACGUCCUCUUGGUCCCUGCCAGAGCCGGCACUCAACAGGUACCGCAGCGAAGGCGGAAUGAGGUGGUGGUGGCUUGGGUUGGUGGCUGGGGCGGUGGGGUGGCAGGGGAGGGCGGGGUCGGUGGGGGAGGGGGGGAGAAUGGGGAGGAAGAAGGGGUAGCUGUAGGAACGCACCAGACGGUUCAAGUCAGCAGCCGUCUGGGUGCCACUGCUCCCGUGCCUCAUCUCCGCCAGCUGAAGCAAAGGGCGAUGACACACACACACACACACACACAAUGUCAUGAGAACGUCAGAGAGUCAGUCAGUCCCUGUGAGGUGUUUGUUGUUUCGUCACCGACCAUUUGUGGCGUGAGGGGUCCCACUGGCAUUGGCGAUUUGGCAGCGUGGUUCCUCGGUGUCCGUCGGUCGGGCACGACGCAGGGAGAGCACGGGACGCUCUUGCUGUCCUCGAUGGGCGCUCUGACAAUCUUCAGCGGAGGUGGCGGCACUAAAUUCGUCAUGACCUCGACCUGGUCCACACAGCUUGGCAUUUCAAGCCGUUCUACCGUGAACCCGCGAAAACUCC